AUGGAAGGUAGCCAACCCUCUGAUCCAACGUCGCAGCCAGAAGGUGCAAAGCCCGGCGAGCCUUCGCGGGCCCCUUUGACUCCGGAGCAGACGCGGAGAAUUGAAAUCAACAGGAUGAAGGCCAAAGCAAUACGAGAACAACGCGAAGCAGAAGAAGCCAGCAAAUCCCCCGCAAAUGCGUCGACCACUGCGCCAUCCGGUGUCAAGCGAUCCUAUUCCUCCAUGACAUCGGAAACGCCAGCGACAGUCCGCGAUGCUUCGAAAAGUCGCCCAUUGGAUACGAUCAGGCCCGCUCGCAAUUUUACCAAAUUUGUCGAUUACGAUUUCAGCAAGAUGACAGAUACCAAGGGAGGGUUUUUGACCGAAGAAGACGAUCCGCAUAACAGAGCGCUCCAUAUGGGUGAUGGGAAGAGGGAACAAAAGCCGGCAAAUAUGACGCAAAAGGAAUGGGAACGGCAGCAAUUACUACAGUCGCUACGACGGGAGCGCGCUGGACCGUUCGAGCCGGCUAUCAGCGUCCUGGAAGAUAAGAGCAAACAAAAAACAUGUCGAGAGUGUGGCAACUUGGAGAUCGAUUGGAAGUGGGAAGAAAUGCUUAAAUGCUGCGUGUGCAGUUCGUGCAAGGAGAAGUUUCCAGAGAAGUACAGUCUACUUACGAAGACGGAAGCUAAGGAGGAUUACCUCCUAACUGAUCCUGAACUCCGAGACGAAGACUUGCUACCGCGCCUCGAGCGCCCCAAUCCCCACAAGUCCACAUGGAACAACAUGAUGCUUUUUCUCCGAUACCAAGUUGAAGAAUACGCCUUUUCAGAUAAAAAAUGGGGUUCUCCAAAGGCUCUUGAUUCGGAAUUCGAAAGACGAGAGAACGAUAAGAAGAAGCGGCGCGAAACCAAGUUCAAGAGCAAGUUGGAGGAUUUGAAGAAGCGCACGCGAGUCGAUGCCUAUCGACGCAACCGUAAAGGUGCCACUGGAGGAAACUUUGGUGAUGACUUGGGAAGCGGGAGGCACGUCCAUCAAUGGGGACGGUCGAUUGAAAAUCCAGAAACAGGCAUUGGGGUCAAAAAGUGCGUGGAUUGCGGGAUGGAAGUGGAGGAACUGGAGUUUUGA
This is a messenger RNA of Aspergillus chevalieri, 1107 nucleotides long. RefSeq names its product DNA repair protein RAD14 (gene rad14). The record is from RefSeq and is a predicted model, not a curated record. The transcript is spliced from 3 exons. Gene Ontology annotation, biological process: nucleotide-excision repair involved in interstrand cross-link repair; UV-damage excision repair; nucleotide-excision repair, DNA damage recognition. NCBI's taxonomy places the organism in Eukaryota, Fungi, Ascomycota, Eurotiomycetes, Eurotiales, Aspergillaceae. The coding region runs from base 1 to 1107 and encodes 368 amino acids. Gene Ontology annotation, molecular function: damaged DNA binding. Gene Ontology annotation, cellular component: nucleotide-excision repair factor 1 complex.